This is a messenger RNA of Gastrolobium bilobum, 2158 nucleotides long. RefSeq names its product 3-hydroxy-3-methylglutaryl-coenzyme A reductase-like. The record is from RefSeq and is a predicted model, not a curated record. The coding region runs from base 119 to 1840 and encodes 573 amino acids. The transcript is spliced from 4 exons. Gene Ontology annotation, molecular function: hydroxymethylglutaryl-CoA reductase (NADPH) activity; protein binding. Gene Ontology annotation, biological process: sterol biosynthetic process; coenzyme A metabolic process; isoprenoid biosynthetic process. Lineage: Eukaryota; Viridiplantae; Streptophyta; Magnoliopsida; Fabales; Fabaceae. Gene Ontology annotation, cellular component: endoplasmic reticulum membrane; peroxisomal membrane.
CCUACCUCAAACUCUGUUCUCACUCACUAAACUAAUUUCUCGUUUUAUUAAUUAAUUCAUUUCAUUUCAUUUUUUUUUUCCGGAAUAGAGGAUUUCAAUUUUUUCUUUUCCCUGGAGAAUGGACGUUCGCCGGCGAGCUGUGAAUUCCGUCCGUUCACCCGCCGCCGGCGAAACUCUCAAAGCUAAGAACCAGAAACAGGAUUCUUCACAGCCACAGGGAUUGCUAUAUGUUACCAACGCUGUCUUCUUUACCCUCUUCUUCACCGUAGCGUAUUUCCUCCUCCACCGAUGGCGCGAGAAAAUUCGCACCUCCACACCGCUUCAUGUUGUUACUCUCUCCGAGAUGGUCGCCAUCGUUUCUCUCAUCGCCUCCGUCGUCUACCUCAUGGCCUUCUUCAGCAUUGGCUUCAUCCUUCACCCCUUCCUCGGUUCCCGCGCUUCCUCCGAUGAAGACCUCGACGACGACGACGUCGUCAUUGCCAAAGAAGACGCCCGCUCUCCCGGACCUUGCCCCGCCGCCGCGGCGCCGAAGCUGAUUCCGUUGCCGAAAAUCGCGGACGAGAAAGCCGUCCUUACUCUGUCGGAGGAGGACGAGGAGACUGUUAAGGCGGUGGUGUCGGGAUCGAUUCCGUCGUACUCGCUGGAAUCGAGGCUCGGGGAUUGCCGGAGAGCGGCGGCGAUUCGGCGUGAUGCGGUGGAGAGGAUGACGAAGAAAUCGUUGGAGGGUUUGCCGUUGGAAGGGUUUGAUUAUGAAUCAAUAUUGGGGCAGUGCUGUGAGAUGCCGAUAGGGUUUGUUCAGAUCCCGGUAGGGGUGGCUGGGCCCCUCCUACUCGACGGGAAGGAGUACACGGUGCCGAUGGCCACCACGGAGGGUUGUCUGGUGGCUAGCACCAACAGAGGCUGCAAGGCCAUUUCACUUUCCGGCGGAGCUUCCUCCGUUCUCCUCCGUGACGCCAUGACCAGAGCCCCUGUUGUCAGGUUCAACUCUGCCAAAAGAGCUUCUCAGUUGAAGUUCUACUUAGAAGAUCCUCUCAAUUUUGAUUCCCUCGCUGUCGCUUUCAAUCAGUCAAGCAGAUUUGCCAGGUUACAGAGUAUUAAACCUGCUAUAGCAGGCAAGAAUUUGUACAUUAGAUUCAGUUGUUCUACUGGGGACGCCAUGGGGAUGAAUAUGGUAUCCAAAGGCGUACAAAAUGUACUUGCUUUCCUUCAGAACGAUUUUUCUGACAUGGAUGUUAUUGGGAUAUCUGGAAAUUUUUGUUCGGACAAGAAAGCAGCGGGUGUGAACUGGAUUGAAGGGCGUGGGAAGUCUGUGGUGUGUGAGGCUGUAAUUAAGGAAGAUGUGGUGAAGAAAGUGUUGAAAACCAGCGUCGAGUCUUUGGUUGAGCUUAACAUGCUCAAAAACCUUGCUGGCUCAGCCAUGGCUGGUGCUCUUGGUGGCUUCAAUGCCCAUGCUAGUAAUAUUGUUUCUGCUAUCUACUUAGCCACUGGUCAGGAUCCUGCUCAGAAUGUCGAGAGUUCUCACUGUAUCACCAUGAUGGAAGCCGUCAACGAUGGCAAGGACCUUCACAUCUCUGUCACUAUGCCUUCCGUUGAGGUAGGUACAAUUGGAGGGGGGACACAGCUCGCAUCUCAAUCAGCUUGUCUUAAUUUACUAGGAGUGAAGGGUGCCAGCAAAGAGUGUCCAGGAGGAAAUUCAAGGCAACUGGCAAGCAUAGUAGGAGGUACAGUCCUAGCAGGGGAACUCUCACUCAUGUCUGCAAUUGCAGCUGGGCAGCUUGUUAAUAGCCACAUGAAAUACAACAGAUCUAGCAAGGAUGUUAACAACAACAUUGUCCAAUAGAGCUGGCCCCACCACAACGCCACAACGUUGUACUAAACUUGUAUCCUUAACUAAGAAUAAAAGAAAAAAUAUCCACAUGUAUAAUUUAGUUUCAAAAGGAUAUUUAAUUGAGGAUGGUGGGGCGUGGGGGAGUUAGUCUGCAAUUAGACUUCAUUAUUAUCUGGUCCAUGUAAGGGGAUUUGUCUCUUCCUAAGUUGUACAGAAGCGUUGAAUAAGACUUAGUUUUAUUCCUUUUUAUUUUUUAAUCUUUAAUCACUUGUGUUAUGUAUCAGUCUUUCACGCUCUCAUCUAAAGUUCAUAUCUUCAGGUGUGUAUUUU